Messenger RNA from Synchiropus splendidus (mandarinfish), 6530 nucleotides. RefSeq names its product cytoplasmic polyadenylation element binding protein 4b (gene cpeb4b). The transcript has 11 exons. Lineage: Eukaryota; Metazoa; Chordata; Actinopteri; Syngnathiformes; Callionymidae. The coding region runs from base 433 to 2688 and encodes 751 amino acids. The record is from RefSeq and is a predicted model, not a curated record. Gene Ontology annotation, cellular component: nucleus; synapse; cytoplasm. Gene Ontology annotation, biological process: negative regulation of cytoplasmic translation. Gene Ontology annotation, molecular function: mRNA 3'-UTR binding; mRNA regulatory element binding translation repressor activity; ribosome binding.
CUGUCAUUUGGCCACGGUCGGCUUCAGGAGAGAGAUAGAGGGGCUGCCAAAGAAGCACACAGGAAUCGGCACGGAAAAAUACUGAAACCUGGCGAACAAUGAAACCGGUCGAAUAAGCUUGACGAGAGAUCCGCAGCCCAGUGUAUUCGAUAGGUUGCCACAGUAACAAAAGGUCCAUAUUGAAGGCAGAAGAGCUGUGUCAUUGAGCAGGCAGGACACGUCAGGAGAAGCCAGAGGAAAAAAAAAUAGCUGACCGACUGACUGCACUGAGCCAGUCAGCGAUUAAACCACCUCCGAAAUCAAACAGUGUGCCUGCCACCUCGCCGAGGACACCACCUCGAGACCCGAGGGAAGGAUUUCGACAAAGACAUCGCCGAGGUCGAAGGGCCAAACCAUCACGGGAUAGCAUUUGUGUGUGUGGGGAGAAAACAAAUGGGGGAUUACGGGUUCGGAGUCGUGGUUCAAAACAACACUGGCAACAAGUCUGCAUUCCCGGUCCGAAUCCACCCGCAUCUGCAGCCCCCACACCACCAUCAAAAUGUGUCGCAGAGCCCUGCUGCUUUCAUAAACAGCACCACAGCCGCAGGGAAUGGCACCACGGGAGGCUCUCCCUGGCUCUUCCCAGCCUCUGCCACCCACAACAGUGUGCAGGACGAGAUCCUGGGGGGCACCGACAAGCCCAAAGCACAGCAGCAACAAGAAAUGCAAGAAACACCAGAGAAGCAGCUGUCCCCUGGGAGUCACCAAGAGGGUGGGACUGGUGGUGGAAUAAUUUCAGAACUGGAAAAAGCCCGGUCAGAAGAAGGUAAGACAGACAGUAGCGCAUCUGAAGGCAGCAAUGGAAAGGAGAAGCAGCUGCGCCUGGAGUCACCUGUCCUUAGUGCUUUUGAUUAUCAAGAGACCUCCGGCUUAGGAGGCAAUGGUCCCGUUCAGUCCGGUACAACCUCAUCAUCGCUCACUGGCUUUAACAACUGGUCAGCUGCACUCCCUCCAGCCCCGUCAACUAUUAUCAACGAGGACGUCAGCUUCUUCAACCCAGCCUCGGCCAACAACGGGCCGUUGCUGUUCCAGAACUUCUCCCACCAUGUCAGCCCUGGAUUUGGUGGGAACUUCUCCCCUCAGAUUGGACCAGCGGCAGCCUUGUCCCAACACCACCCUGCACCACCUCCUCACCCCCACUUCCAACACCCCCACAACCAACACCAGCAGCAUCGCCGCUCCCCAGCCUCCCCACACCCGCCUCCGCCCUUUCCGCACAGGAAUCCGGCCUUCAGCCAGUUGCCGCAUUUAUCCAACAGCCUGAACAAGCCCCCAUCCCCUUGGGGUCCCGCCAGCUACCAGAGUCCCUCUCCUUCCCCUGGCUCCUCCACUUCGUGGAGUCCCGGUGGUGGCUAUGGCAGUGGUGGCGGUGGCUGGGGAAGUUCUCAGGGCAGAGAUUACCGCAGAGGGAUGAAUGGUGGGAUGACACCCAUCAACUCUAUCUCCCCAUUGAAGAAGACCUUUCCUAAUAACCACGUCACGUCGCAGAAGUACCCUAGAAACAGCCCUGCAGGCUUCAACCCCAAGUCGUGGAUGGAUGAUGGAGUUGGCCGCAGUGAUAACAUUUUUCCUUUCCAGGAUCGCACCCGCUCAUUCGACAGCUUCAACAUGAACACUCUGGAGAGCUCCCUGAUCGACAUCAUGAGGGCAGAGCAGGACAACUUGAAAGGUCGACUUGGGUUCCCCCAUCCAGGCGGGGACAACCCUCUUCCCCUCAAUGCCAGGAAUUAUAGCAGGAGACGAGGUCAUUCAUCUCUCUUCCCCAUGGAGGACGGUUUCCCUGACGACGAGCGUGGCGAUCAGGGUCUCGCAGGUCUGGGCUCCCCGCAUUGCUUCCCACACCAGAACGGAGAGCGCGUCGAACGCUACUCACGCAAGGUCUUUGUGGGCGGCUUGCCCCCGGAUAUAGACGAAGACGAGAUCACGGCCAGUUUCAGGCGUUUCGGACACCUGUUCGUCGACUGGCCUCACAAAGCUGAGAGCAAAUCUUAUUUCCCACCCAAAGGCUACGCCUUCCUGCUGUUCCAGGACGAGAGCUCCGUGCAGGCUCUGAUCGAUGCCUGCAUCGAGGAGGACAGCAAGCUUUACCUCUGCGUGUCCAGCCCCACCAUCAAGGACAAACCGGUGCAGAUCCGCCCGUGGAAUCUGAACGACAGCGACUUCGUGAUGGAUGGAUCCCAACCUCUGGACCCGAGGAAAACCAUCUUCGUCGGAGGAGUCCCGCGCCCUCUCCGUGCAGUGGAGCUGGCCAUGAUCAUGGACCGCCUGUACGGUGGCGUUUGCUACGCCGGCAUCGACACAGACCCGGAGCUCAAGUACCCCAAAGGAGCAGGGCGGGUCGCCUUCUCUAAUCAGCAGAGCUACAUAGCUGCUAUCAGCGCUCGCUUCGUGCAGCUGCAGCAUGGAGAGAUCGAUAAACGGGUGGAAGUGAAGCCAUACGUGCUGGACGAUCAGCUAUGCGACGAGUGUCAGGGGACCCGCUGCGGCGGCAAGUUCGCGCCCUUCUUCUGCGCCAACGUGACCUGCCUGCAGUACUACUGCGAAUACUGCUGGGCCGCCAUCCACUCCCGUGCCGGGCGAGAGUUCCACAAGCCGCUGGUCAAGGAGGGAGGGGACCGGCCACGUCACAUCUCCUUCCGCUGGAACUGAGUGGCGGCGCGGCAGCACCAGCGGCAGCCAGAGGGCGAGGUAGAGCAGGAGUCGCAGAUCAUCGUACAGAAAAAAGAGAAGAAGAAUGCACUUUUUUGUUGCUGGUUCCUUUUCGCUCUAAUUUCAACAAACCCUUUUCUUAAUUUAAUAUAUUUCUAUAUUUUGAAGAUUUAAUAAGAUUUUGGAUUUGGAAGUCCAGUAAGGAAAAAAUAUAUGUAACAUAAUUUUAUUUAUGCAUUUUUUUAAAAGAAUAUUUUUAUUAGUUUUCAAAGACUAUAUAUAGGAAAGAUUGAGGUGUUCUGGUACUCUGCUAUCCGAUUGGCACGUUUUUCAUUUCGAUAGAAAAGUCCCCCAAACUGACGGCUCCUUGCACUGACGCUGUAGCCGAGCCGUCGACGGAGUCCUUCUGCCCGCGCGCACGCGAGAGAGAGGAGAGCCGCACCGCGACCAAAGCGGUGACUCGUGCGAGGGCCAGAACACACCGCUUCUUUAUGAUUUCACUCGACAAUAGCAACACAAAUUUAGGCGACACACAUUUGGAUCUCAUGCAAGAACUAAUACCUCAACCUCAGCUGCUAACGUGCCGAACAGAAAGACGAGAGGCGACUGUCGCCCUCCCUCAGAAGUCGAACUGAAGGGAAGUGAUGAAACGGGCCGAUGUUACUGGCACAGUUUUGUACUCGCUUGCUUCAUCACCUCCUCGCUUUUGUAAUCGUCAUGUGAGUCCUUCAGUGUUUUAGGGGAAUGUAUUGCAUGGAGAGGUCCCAUGGUGGGGGCGCCGGGGGGGUGGAGGAGCAACGUCCCUGACUUAUCUCACCUUAGCUCGGUCUGUGUCUCUCGAUCUCGUGCAGGUUUGUCAGUCAGUCUGCUCUCCUUGGGUCGAAGAGCGAGGCCCACAGCUACUGGUUUGAUCUUUGAGUUUUUAACCGCUGAUUCCCGCUCCUGAAGAGACACCGUGGGCUCCUCACUCUGCCGCACUCAGCCGGCUGGAUGUGUGGCUGCGAGAGGCCUGGCUCUUGGCCCCCUGACUCUCACGCGUUCACCCCAUGAGUCCUGCAGGGGCAGUGUUUCCCCCGUUUUAAAGGAGAUUAGCUUCAUCAUAUUUUUUUCAGUUUGUCGUUGCUUUUGAACCCCACAGCGACUGUAGACCUCUUUAAAUACAGAGCAGGUUGAAGUCUGUAGCUUGAAUCCCUUUAUUAGAGAACAAAAACACCAGACGGGGAACAGCCAGAGCUCAAAUCGAGGGCGAAGACAUGAUCCUGAGCUUCCUUUCUCAAGACAAAAUGGCUGGAAAGUCACGAUAGCGAUCACAUAUUCAAGUGAUGCGACAUCUAAUGUCUAAUGUUUUUGGUGGUGAAGUCUGCGCUAUCAGAACAAUAAUUGGAUGUUUUGAAAUGGAACCAGCUCAGAUAUUCAUCAGCCAUUGUGUCUUGAGUUGGAACUCUUGGUUUGAACCAUUGCCAAGUGUCCGGAUCUUUGACCAAAACCCCUCCGCUCUGUCAUGUUAGCGCAGUCCCCCCCCCCUGAGUCUCGUACGACCUCCUCGCCCGACACUUAGCUGGAGAAGCGCCCGUCGGUCUGGGGAACCAAAGAUGGGUCACGGCGUUCAGUCCUUCCUACCUUCUCACAUGGUCGAGCUCAAGCCCAGACGGACUCCAGCAAACCAAAGAUUGGCCUUCCACACAAUUCGGCGGCGACAACGCAACAAACCGUUUCAACACAAAGUGCACAUUCACUCGUUCGAGCGAAACUCGUCAGGGAGUCGGUACAGAAACUUGAUUAUUAUUCUCACUAGUGAAAUCCUCAUAUCGGAGUGUGUGUUCGUGUGUGUGCGCCUGCGCGCGCGUGAGUGUGUGUGUCCUCGCACCGGUUUUGCACCCUGGACAGUCCUUUUGUGGUGUUGGGUGAGCAUUUUAGAAGUUGAAACACUUUGUGAAGAAUUUGCUGUAAAAUGAGAAAAAAAAAAUUAUUUUAUACAUGGCCUGCUGAUUUUUUGGUAAAAGUGUUUUCUAGCUAAAUUAUUUUGUCAUGCACAUAUAAACAUUUAUUAUGCACUACUUUUUCUAAUUUUUCUUUUUUUCCAACAGUCAUUUUAGGCACAUUUUUCACAAAUGGGAAAACUCCUUUUUGCAAUACCUCAAUUUUUCACAUUGUGAAAGGUAGCUUUUGUACUUUUGUUACUGAGAGAUCUGCAUAUAUGGAAUUGUUCAUUUUGGAAAUUUGGAAAAACAUUAUUUUCAAUUAUGCUUUUUAUACAUUUCAGUGCUGAGGAAUCUUUAGCGACUUGAGAUCUGCGGAGGAGAGACCAACGCUCUCGUGGUCCUUUUGAAUUAUCAUUUUCUCUCUCUCGGUGUUUCCAGUCCAUCUGGUCGAUAUUAGCAUGGCAAGAAGAAAAAAAAUUACAAAUUAAUGUCGAUGUCUCGAAAACGAAAUUCUGUCCAGCGACGACUCCUUAUUAAGAAUGCAAAAAUUAACGCUGAAUCUCACUCGAAUGGAUGUUUGGUGUUUAGGUAUUUUAAUAUAUCGCGGAAAACUAUAUAGAUAUAUAAAUAUAAAUAUAUAUAUAUAUAUAUUCUUGAACUUGCCAACUAGCACCUAUUGUAAUCCUUAGCAUGCAUGACAAAAAAAUGAAUUAGCUAUUGAAAUUAAUCGUUGUGGUGUGCACCAAAUGUUUGAUCAGCCAUCCAGUUGUUAAGGACACCCUCACCCCUCCUCACCCCCCCACAUGUGUUGAUCUCCUGGCUUCCCCAUUUGCAGACCUCAGCAGGAUGACAGAGAUAAGAUCUGACAGUGCAGCAUCUUUCUAGAACACUGUUUAAAAGAAAAAAGAAAUAAAAAAAACUUGAAGUUGCCCCCGCUCUUUCUCUGGGGUGGGAGGGGGGCGGGGCUUCUACUCGACCUAUCUGGAGGAAGGGGAGCUUAAAGACUUGAAUGUGGUAAAUGUUGCAAGUUAACUUCAAGUUGUUAUGUGCAAUACUUCUUUUGAACCUUUUUUUUUCCAGAUAUAUAAAAAAAGACUCUUUGCAAUGUAAUUCUUUAAUGCCAUUUUUAAUUGCAGACAUUUAAUUAAAGAAAAUGUUAAUAUGUUUUUCACAGUCAUUUUCUACUGUUAUUGUAAUCCUUUUCAUGCUGGUGUUUGUACGAGAAGAAAAGAAAUCAAACUAUUUGUACUAAUAUAAAUAAUUGAAGUUAUUUUUAAAGCAUUCAAAGGUUUUUGUGCUCAUUUUGCUUAUUAUUAUUUUUUGUUUCUUUGAAGCUACUGUGAUUGAUUGCAUUGUAAUUACUAGGUCAACAAUGUACUUAGCUGUUUAUUGGUAUAUUUUCAAUUGGAAUGUAAAAUUGAUUUUUAUAAUUUUGAUCAGAUUUUUUUGUUAUAUUUUUGAGGUGAAGCUUUUAAUAUGUUAAAGUGUCUAGUUUUUACUAAUUGCUAUAUUGUGCUCCACAAUAUAUGGUUCACAUUUUCUGAAGGAAAAUAAAUAUUUAAAUAUUUGUCUGUUAUAAUGUUACUUAAUGGCAAGAUUUCAAUAGUUUUUAACUGUGUAUGGGAAGGUUGUUGUAUUUAUUAAUAGCAUUUUUUUUUACUUCAGAUAUCACCUUAAUUUUUAUUGUCAUUUCACUUUAUAAGUUCCUAUUUUUGUAUUUUCCUUUCUAAUUAAUUUAUGUAAUACGGAUACGUCUGUCCAUAUUUCUAGGAGUUGGUCUGUAAAAGUGCUAGUGAAACGAAAAAGAAAAAUCUAAUGUUAUUUAAUUGUUUGCAGCCAACUAUUUAUAACAGUAUGCAUAAUUUUUAAAUAUUUGUAAUGUGAAAUGUUGAAUGAAAUAAAUCUUAACUGUGAUGAAAA